Molecule: messenger RNA, 2074 nt
Organism: Hemibagrus wyckioides
Lineage: Eukaryota; Metazoa; Chordata; Actinopteri; Siluriformes; Bagridae
Product: calcium-activated chloride channel regulator 1-like
Source: RefSeq, a predicted model, not a curated record
UUAAAUGCUUUCAUUUCCAUGAUAAUUUCUGUAUAAUUUUCAAUCAUUGUGUGUUUUGUCCUCAUUGUGAAGUACACCUUUCGUGUUUCUGAACUCGUAAAAAGAACACUUUUGCCCUGUUUUUACUGACCUAGAAAUUUGCACAUUUUAGAUUUCUUGUUAUGAAGGUGAAAGUUAGACAAACAUGGUAAAGAUGUUAGCAGUGGUUUUGCUGUUUCUCAGUGGACUGGGACCAGUUACAACAAUCAGACUGGAUGGAAACGGCUACACCGAUAUUCUGAUCGUCAUCAGCCCCAGUGUGCCAGAGAAUGAAGACAUUAUAAACCAAAUCAAGGAAAUGAUUGUCAGUGGAUCAGAAUUUCUGUUUGAAGCUUUAGACCACAAGCUGUACUUCAAGGAGGUGAAGAUAUUAGUACCACCAAACUGGACUACAGGAAAGUAUGAGCGAGCAACAACAGAAUGCUUUGACAAGGGCAGAAUAAGAAUUGAUAACGCAAAUUCUGCAUUUGGUGAUGAGCCAUACACUCCCCAAGUCACAGGCUGUGGAACUGAGGCUCAAUACAUUCAUUUCACCCCAAAGUAUCUGUUAGACAAAGAUCUGUACAAAAAUGUAUACGGACCUAAAGGAAGAGUUUUUGUGCAUGAAUGGGCUCACCUCAGAUGGGGGGUAUUUGAUGAAUAUAAUAAGAAUGAGCCCUUUUACCUGUCUGCUGGUCAGAAUAAACCAACAAGGUGUAGUGAUAAAAUUUUAGGAGAGACAUUACAAGUUAUUAAUCAAAGUACUCAAUCUUGCUGGUUUCAUAUGACUGGCCUUCCCACAUCCAGCUGUAAAUUCUUUCCAAAUGUAAAGCAAAUUACAAAUGUCUCAAUAAUGUACUCGCCCAGCAUGGAUUCAGUAAGAGCAUUUUGUAACGAAGAGGAACAUAACGCUGAAGCCCCCAAUGAACAGAAUUCAAAGUGUAAAAAGCUCUCAACACGUACAGUGAUCUUUCAGGAAUCCGUAGACAAAGAUGCCCUUCACAAUCUAAAGCCUCUUCCAUGUCCACCGCCAGCUCCAACAUUCAGAGUCCUACAGAGGGGAACUCGGGUCGUCUGCCUCGUGCUUGAUGUCUCAGGAAGCAUGGCGAACGCAAGAAUAAAACAACAACAACAAUCUGCAUCAGUUUUUUUAAACCAUGGCAUACAAGAACAGCAGUUUGUGGCUCUUGUGACUUUUAGCACCAAAGCUAAAGUACUCAGCCCACUGACGUUAAUAGAUGGACAUGCCACAAGAGACAAACUAAUACAUAUGUUGCCAACAAACGCACAAGGAUCAACAAAUAUCUGUGAAGGACUCAGAGAAGGCUUUAAGGUUCUUUGAAAGGAUGAUGAUAAAACAAUCGGAGAUGAAAUAAUAUUUCUCACAGAUGGAGAAGCAACUGAUAAUAUUCAAGAGUGUUUACAGGAAGCUGUUCAAAGUGGCUCAAUCAUUCACACCAUAUCAUUUGGCCCAAAAGCAGACAGUGUACUGAAGAUCAUGGCAGAUCAAACAGGUGAGAUUUCACGUAGAAACACCUCCGACAUUGCCAACACCAUUACUCUUACUGUUCCAGGAACUGCAGAGCCAGGUGAUUGGAAGUACAUGUUCCUCAGUGAAGGCACAGCUGCUCAGGCAAUUAGUUUAAUAGUAAUUAGUCAAGCAGCUCAUGAAGAUGUUUAUCCAGUCACAGUUACAGUCAGAAUGAUCCAGGAGACCAGUGAUGACACCAAACCUUUGCUGGUGUUGGCUGAGGUCGCUCAGAAUUAUAACCCUGUGCUGGGGGCCAGCGUUUCUGCAACACUUGAGUCAGAUGAAGGACAAUCGGUCAGUCUGCAACUCCUUGAUAACGGCGCAGGAGCUGAUUCUUUCAAAGGUGAUGGCACCUAUUCCAGAUAUUUAACUAAAAUAUUACGUGAAUACAGUCUAAAAGUGAGAGUGGAAUAUCAACACACAGAAGUUCAGUUUCCUCCCUACAGACACAGCGGUGCCCUCUACAUCCCUGGAUAUGUUGAUGAUGGUAACCACUGCCUUCUAUUAUCACUCAGUCAGAACUGA